Messenger RNA from Linum trigynum, 2238 nucleotides. Lineage: Eukaryota; Viridiplantae; Streptophyta; Magnoliopsida; Malpighiales; Linaceae. The record is from the annotation of a GenBank genome assembly.
CACUAAGCCUGUGAUUAUUUUUAAUUGUUAGUAAGUUACUGGGCCAAGGCUUGUGGAUUUAGUGUGCUCAGAGGAUUCUCUUUGGGUUAUGGUUUGUUAUCACUAUAAGAAUACAAGUAUGGUAACCAAAGUCCAAGAUAUUAUGAGGGUAGUAUUGCGGUCGAUACUCUCGCCCAAGAGGAAGACUCUUUGUGCUGGUCGGCGGCAGCAGAUGGACGGUUCUCUACGAAGUCGACCUAUGAGCUGCUGACGGCUCCUAACCUGCAGCCGAGGGAUGAGAUCUGGAUGGUGAUCUGGGGCUUGCCAGUGCCGGAGAGGAUUAGGUGUUUAAUUUGGUUGGCUAUUCAGGGCAAGAUAGCAACCAAUGUUCUCCGAGCUCAGAGGAAGGGAGCAGAUUCACCUAUGUGUUUACGUUGCACAGGGCAGCCUGAGACGGUUCUUCGCAUCCUGAGGGACUGCGCCUUUGCGCUUUUCUUCUGGUCCAGACUUGUGCCACAGCAGAAGCAACAUGAUUUCUUCAGCGCCCCUCACGAGAGUUGGUUCCGCAUCAAUCUCUUGAGCAAGGAGACGACCAGCUCAGGUAUUAAUUGGCCUGGUUUUUUCAGCAUGGCUUGCUGGUUAUUAUGGAAAAACCGCACCACUAUGGCGUUCAAGGGUCCUAGCGCAACUUUGACCGCUCCUUCGCUCUUGCACUCCAUUAUGGUUAAGAGCAAGCUUUGGAACGACUCCUAGCAUGUCCCAGACCCCUUCUCCAACCACAAGAAGCAAGGGACGAAGCGGGUUAUGGCGGAUAUCGGUUGGGCGCCCCCUGCGGAGGGUUGGGUUCUGGUGAACACGAAUGGGGCUUCUAAUGGUUAUCCGGGACCAGCCGGUGCUGGUGGGGUGAUUAGAGGACCGCUGGGUAACUGGUUGGGGGGUUUUGUGGCAGGUAUUGGCUCGGCAACUGCCGUUUUGGCUGAACUGUGGGCUAUAUAUUAUGGUUUGGAGCUCACGUGGAAGCUCGGUCAUCGGAUGGUGAAGUUAAUCCAAAACGUUUUGGUAAAUAGAUAUAGAAGAAUAAGGAGCUCUUGGACGAUUUGUGAUGUCCUGGGUCGUGAGAGUCUUGACCAGGCCCGGGCCAGGCCCUGUGCUGGUCUGACCCACAGCACAGGGCCUCAAAAUAUUUGGGGCCUCAAAGCCCAUACCUAAUACACAUAUAUAAUUUUUUUUAGGAAACGUAGAGGCCUCUGCUCCGCCUCUUAACUUCCCCUUCCCUUCCCAAAAUCAUCAAUCAUUUCCCCAGAAAUCUCCUCCACUGCUCCGCCUCUUAAUCUCCCCUUCCCUUCCCAAAAUAAUCAAUCAUUAAUCCUUUCCCCAAAAAUCUCACCUUCCCAAAAGAUACCAACGUCACUAAACCAACGUUUCAAUUCAUAAUCAAUGUUUAUUGCUUUAUGUCUCUACUCUCUAAUUCCUUCUCCUUAAAAACCGCCCAACCCAGAUUCUUCCUCGCAUUUUCAUUCCUUUACGAAAUCAAUCACCUCCUGAAGCAGCCGAUUAGCCGAAAAUCAAAAUCAAUACGACAAUCCCUUAUUCCGCUCGCCUUCCCCUGGUUUCCACUUGGCGUCUUGGUGACUUCAGUCUUUACGCCGUCGCUCGGUAAUUGCCAAUCCGUAAGAAUUCCUCUUGUCUUUUGUUGAUUUUUAGCGUGCUGCCUCUGGAGAGUCGGUCCUCCGACGUCCCACCUUGAUACUCUGCUUCUGCUUGAGAAUGGCGAGUUUGGAGUCAUGGAGUUGGAGAAGGAGAAGCAAUGGGACCGCCGGGCCGACCAAAAUCCGAAUGGGCCUGGAGGUUGAAAUUUGGAAUGAAUCCGAAUGGGCUUGCACUGUAACCAUUUACCAAAUUUGUGUUUAUUUUUUUGCAGGGUUUUGUUUUUGGAAGACUGGUCAUUUGGGCGAGUGAAUCUGCCUAAUUUGUUUUGGGAAGAGUGGUCAUGUAUUCUAAUCAAAUUUAUGUUUAUUUUUUAGGGAUUUUGCUUGGAAAUUUGGAUUAGUACUAUUUGAUUUUCGAGUGGUUAUUGCCUGAGUGUAAUCAUUAAUUUUUGGUAACAACUUUAAUUAUGUCAACUAGAAAAUUUGAAUAAGGUAGUUCUAACUUCUAAGCGUAAAAAAAAGCAGAGGAUUGAGUUGUUAACUCAUUUUUUGAACUUAUGUAUUUUUUUUAUUUAAUAAUUUUUAUUUUUAAUAAAUUUUACGGGAAAAA